AUGAUGUCACUUCAAUAUCUAACCGUUGAUAACAAUAAUGAUCUUUCUUCACUUGAUGCUCUUAAUGGAUAUCAAAGAUUACGAGGAUUGAGUGCUUCCAAUUGUGCGAUUGAUCAUCUUCCAACGAAUUUAUCUACUCUGACGACAAUCGAUAUGAGCCAAAACAAAUUAACGUCACUUGACGGUCUCGAUACAUUGCUUUGGUUUGAUUGUACAUCAUUGGUAUUCCGUAACAAUAGUAUCACAACCAUCCCAACAACAAUGAGAGUAGUUCGAAACAUUAAUACUAUCGAUCUGUCGAAUAAUUUACUUACUGAAUUACCUAUAUGGUUGUUCAAUGCUAAUCUGAAAGUGGUUAAUGUGCUCAGAAACAGUUUCAAUGAAAAAGAAGUGGAAUGGAUUCGAGGAUUAUAUCGAUCUAGCAACACAACUGUCUACGUUUGAUAUAUUGUGUGUUAAGGAAAAUAUUUUAAUGAAAUAAAAUGACUAUUAAAGACUCUUUGCCAUGAUAAGAUUAUCAUUGUUAUUUAUUCUAUAUAUAAUAGUAAGGGCAAACACUUAAAAUAAUGAAAAAGUAUAUUACUAGUAAUUUAAAAUUACACCUCAUGUAGAUAUGAUUUAAUUAAAAAUCAUUUUAUUCAUAUACUACUUCAUCAAUUAUAUUAAAACUGAGUACUUCCACACAGCUCCUCAUAGAGUUAUAUCGACUUGAUUAUUUGCAAAUUCUGUACUAUUACGACACCAAUCUGGUGGGCCAGCUUUUCCUAUGUAACGUUGAAAAUAAUUGAUGUGAUCUAUUAUUUGCUCGUUCAAACGGUUGGACCACUUAUAUUUAUGAUCCGUUUUGGCAUUGAAACAUAUCUUCACAUAAGAAAGAGAUGACAAAUUUUGCCGUGAUUACCAGUAAAAAUAGAAUUGAUUAGAAGAAACGCUGAGAAUCAUCUUCUUUCUAUAAAAAUCUAUCAAAUGAUUUCUCUAUCGAUUGUGAAAAGUAAUCUGCGUAUUCGCUGGCUAAAGUCUUUUUUUUCAGUGUAUUGAUUUUAGUUAGUCUUGUUGACAAGGUUUUUUAAUUUUAUAUCUAUGCAUUAUCGAGUAAGUUUCGACACCGUCGUGUGCACAAAAUUAACUUCGAUUUUCAUACUUUCCAAUCUUUACAAGAUAUACUUCUAUAAAACUAAAAUAUAUUUCACGACAAAGAUUAAAUAAUAAUCUCUAGAAAUAUCUUCGUAUUGUCUAUUGUUUACUUUAUUCCAGCUCAAUUCUUUUGUCAUAAACACCCACAUCCGAAUUUGUCGAUUUUAUUAUAUUUUUAUGAGUAAAGAACUUUUACAAGGAUAGUAUCGUUAGAUUAGAUAUCAAUGGUUCAUAUUAAUGGACCGAAUUGUAAAGCUUCGAGUUUGAGAAGGUGAUAUUCAGUGUAUAGUAUAUUUUUCUCGUGUUUGUGCAAAGAAUCUCUUGAAGAACGUUUUAGCCAUGAAUGUUUCACUAAAUUCUCUCUUAUAACUGCUUGAUGGUAGUACAAACAGAAGAAAUCCAAGUAGUUGAGGUGCAUAGGAAAGUAGAUAUGCAGCAAGAAGAGUAUGCCGUUGCCAGUCAUGCAAUUGUUUACAAGC
Adineta steineri is the source of this 1613-nucleotide messenger RNA. The record is from the annotation of a GenBank genome assembly. Lineage: Eukaryota; Metazoa; Rotifera; Eurotatoria; Adinetida; Adinetidae.